AGGCACUCAUUCAAGAAUUUAUGACCCAUUUUUCUUUUUGAUUGAUUGAUUUUGGUACUACCAACCCGACUUACCAUCUCGAGGUUUUUCUCAAUCGGGAAAAUGACAAAUUACCUCCUUUUUCGCUACUCUGCCUUUCGAAAGAAAAGGCGCAAGAAAGUAAUGUCGCUUCUUUUAUUCUUUUCUUUCCCCUCGUUUACGUUUUCCAUUUACAUUUUCUCAACGUAUUGUACUACACGACCUGUUGAAGCGGUUGUGUUCGGGCCAAGGCAAUUAGACCGCGAGCAGAAUUAUAACCUAAAUCUUGAUCGUGAUCUUGAUGGUGAAACCAGCACCACCAGCGGGAAGGAUGUGCUGGAUGAAGCCACGACUUAUGAGGUCACGGCAGACGAGCACCACGACCCGCAGAGGACUUCUACUUUCCCAGAACAUGAUGCGGCCAUAGUAGAACAGAAUGUUGAUCUACUCCAGGACGGACAAAGUGUUGUCGUCGCACCGGAGAAGUUAUCUGGUGGAAGCAUUGAGGAUGAGGAAGAUGAUGUUCUUGAGAAAACCUCUGAACAACGACCAAGUCGAAGAAGUAUUUCUACGCCCUCCUCCGCAUGGUCCGAGGUGGUCGCGGCCACGUCUACAACUUCGGAGCAAUCCGCAGCCAAAAGAACAAAAAAGUUCUUGCAGAAAAAGCGACAGGUUAUCGCGAAACUGGAGCGGCAGGAAAUUUUUCUCUUUCAACUGACCCCCGCGCUGGGAGGUGGAGAGGAACUGCGCGCACAUGACAGCAGCAGGAAGAGCGACGGUGGAGUUGCAUCAACAAGAAUCAUAUCACGGUUUGACUACGAGAUUGCGAUGGCUGGGUUGCGGGGGAACGGGCUUACCUUGUCGGAUCUUACCUAUUCCUUCGUCAUGAAUGACCUGCCGGUGCAGGAAGUGCAAAAGGACGUGGAGUUGGACCUGCCGCAAGACCGCCGCGCGGUGUUUUCGGAGGCGGAGUGGUAUGAAAUGCAAAAAUGUCUGGGUCUGGAAGGUUGCAACUUGUGAUGCUGUCUUUGGAAGGUAAAAAAGAUCUGUAUUGCAUGACCAGCACGAGGAGUUCAGUUUGUGCUACGUGGAGUGGGCGUUUCUCAUGCGGAAAACGCAUCAGAAGGCCCUUUAAAAAUCUCUGAUGCCAGGUCAUGCAUUACAGGCGUCGUGGGUUAUGCAAAAUAUGCAUGACAGUGACAAACCUGGCAAUCUUCCAGACGCAGACAUUUUUGCACUUGAUAAGUGGCUGGAGCUCGCGAAAACCGCUUGCGCCGAGAACGGGUUGGCGCUCCAGUACGUGUUCCCGUUGCACUAUGGAAGCGUCAGGAUGGAAAUCAUCAAAGUAUGAAAAAAUUUGUCAUGCAUAAAAAUGGAUGCCAGUUAGAGGCCCAAUUUCCAAGCGGCGCAUGACAAAUUCUCCGACCGCCGGAAUCUAAUUUGUCAUGCUAUUUGGGCAAAAGAGACUUCCUUUGUCGUGCUUUGUUUGGCAGCUCAGUAUCCAACGACCCCAAACAGGCUAACAAUCGGCCUCACUUGCCUUGUCUGCAACACACGUAUUUCGCGUCAUGGAUUUUAUGCAUGACAAAUCAUUUGUUCAACUUUGUCGAUUUCGAUCCUGACACACCCAUAUGCACCUGCGGUCGAACCGCGACCUGGUGAGGAACUACUGCUUGCAACAGAACGGGCGCGCCCUGAAAUACGCGUCGGCGGAGCUGCGGUCGGAUCGGGAGAUUGUGCAGUACGCGGUCCAACGGGCCGGCACGGCGCUCGCGUUUGCUUCCUGGCACCUGCGACGGGACUUCGACACUGUGCUGCGUGCGGUGAUCCAGGACGAGCGGGCGGCUUACGCCAUCGCGUUGGAGGAGAUUGGAAACGAGUGGUCGACCUUCCUCUACCAAACCGAAUUCUGGUAUGGAGGCGUCAGAAUCGAAAUCGACAAAGUUGAACUGAUUUGUCAUGCAUCAAACCGAUACCAUUUGGGAGCUCUAUUUCCCAGCGGCGCAUGACAAAUUUUCCGAGAAUCGGAAUCCAAUUUGUCAUGCUGUUUGAGCAUAGAGAAGUGCCUUUGUCAUGCUACUUCAGCAGCCCUAUGAUCGCUAUCCCCAAACAGGCUCAGAAUCGGCCUCGCUUGCUAUCCCUGCAAGACCACGACAGGUAUCACAAAUUAUUUCAACCUUUUCGAUUUCAGACCUGGCACUCUCAUAUCUGGUACAGCGACGAAGAAGACGAAGCGCACCGGUUCGGGAUGGCGCAGCUCCAAGACUCCUAUCCCAGAAAAAAAGUGUUACUUUUACACAUUUGUUGGAAUUUCAGAUUCAGCAUCACAAAUUUGCUCUGCUUGGCGAAGAAAACUUGUGAUGCGCAGACUAUAAGGGAAAACACGAAUAGAAUGAGGCUGGCAAGCGUUUCCUGCAUGACAGAGUUUGUCUCUCUUGCUUGUCUUGCAUGAGGGUGUGUAACUGUAACAUUUUUUUCUCACGAUAACUACGACCCCUUCCCCAUUAACGAGGCACGGCAGGAGAAGGGCGCGCAGUUAUCUUCAUUAAAAACGUAGUACCCACAUCAGAGUCAAGAUGGGAAAUCUGCUAGACAAAUCACACGGCUUUGGGUGUUUGGCAUGACAAGUUUGGCCUCGUAGUGUAGUCCUGUUUCGCUAGCUCAGAAGCAUCGCAGAUCUAGCACAUCAUGCGGAUUCUAGCAUCACAAAUCCCAAGACACGAAUAGAAAAUGCUUCUCAUAGGGCUCCGCAUGAGAAACUUUUUUGGCAUGCAGAAUUGCAUGACAGCUCUGGGGUGGGGACGUUUUUACUCAGAAUAGCAGUUCUUGCGCAUUCUGCUGCAGUUUCUGCGGGAGAAAACGUUGCAGGGACUUUGGCAACUCGAGAACCUCGGAUUUCUAUCGACUUUGCCACGAGGCUUACCGGAAGAUGAUGAAGAUCCUGACUCUACUUCAGAUAGAGAACCACUACCUGACAGCAAGACUACAGAAGACCACACCAACAAGAAGAAGAUGAACACAGCAGGAGGUCCUGCUGCACCAGGAGUCGUAACAACAACAGCGACGCAAACGACUACUCACUGGAACAAACGAUUUCGGAGCACGCAGUCUCUGAAGGAACAACUCGACUGGCUGAUAGAGCGGUGGAGCGUUUCCCGGGAGGACUUCUAUUCUCCCAUCACGGCUCAGGAAGACGAAGCCGAGGAUGCUGAACGAGAUGGACCACAGCCGGCCCCUGCUGGGCCAGGAAGUUCCACUUCUAAUCCAGAGAAAAUGAAAUUGAAAGAGGUGGAUGUCUCAGGAGAAAGUAGUAGUACGGUCUUAAUACCGAGGAUGAAUGGCACGACUACUAGUGCAGCAGAGCAAGUGGACAAUUUAUCUACUACUCUCAGAAGACCACGAAGGGAAAAAAUCGUAGGGAGAACAAAUUCGAAUGUGUCUAACCGAAACCACAAGUACCCACUGUAUGACCACGAGUACUGGCGAAUGGCUGUACGAUCAGCACGAGACGACAGAAAAGAUGAAAACAGCAGCCACCUACUCCUCCCUGGGCAACUCCACCCAGUAGUAGACACGCACCCCUUUCGGGAAUACCCUAUCAGUGUGAUCACGAAAGAAGAACUGCUUCUGUUGAAGAUUGCCUUCGAGCGGCACGGCUGGAAUCGGUACUUCGGGGACGUGGAGAUGUCGCGCGGCUUCGGGCAGAAAUCCACACAGGCGCCGGCAGUUAUGGGACAUCAACUACUCAUCUCGAAUGCUACAUUGAUUUAACAUCCUUUGUCAUGCAAAGUUAAGUAGCAUCAGUUCAGCGGCUUCGUCGUCCACAAGAUCAAAGACAAGUUCUCGACGCGCGUAAUAGCAUGGAAUAAAUCCGUAUCCGUUCCAAAUUUGUAAAUGCGAGACGCGCGCCAGAUGACACUUUCGCUUUCCCCUUUCACUACUUUUGCGAGUGGUCUUGCAUCAACACAAAAUAAAAUUCUUGUAUACGGCACUGUCAAUGUAGUGAUAUCAGUUUGAUGAGAACCACUCCAUAUCAGUGACGAACCUUCGCAACGGGAUGACGCAGUUGCACGACUUUUUGCAACAAGACAACUACGGGAAGCUGAGAACAAGUUCUACCCCACCCCGGGGAGAUGAAAGUGAUGCCGUCAGGACCAGAAGUACAACCACUGCAGGGAGGACAAAAAAUUAUCCUCUCCUCCAGCUUCCGGACCCCCGCGCGCACCCGGACACGGGGUUCUUUCACCCCGGGGGCGAGUUCACCGCGCUGGAUCACUCUGGGAGCAUCGGGAAGGCAGUAAGCAUGACGGCCACGUUUCGCUGGAAUCUGGCGUUUUUGCUGAAAUUGAAGAAAUACUAAGUGCAAAAAUGUCUGGGUCUGGAAGAACGCAACUUGUGAUGCUGCAUCUGGAUUCCAAAAAAAUCUGUAUUGCAUAGGUACCAAAGGGAAUGUAAUUUUUGCUACGCGGAGAGGGCAUUUGUCAUGCGGAAUAGGCGUCAAGAAGCUGAAGCUCUCAAAAAAUCUGUGACGCUAGGGCAUGCAUCGCAGACAUCAGGGCUCAUGCAAAACGUGCAUGACAAGUGUCAGAAUCUUCCAGACCACAUUUUUACAGUUGAUAAGAAAAGAAAAAGCACCACGAUAGGUAGUAGCGCAACUACUUCAACAUCUAGCACAAGAUUUGCUCCUUCUUUAACCACCUCCUCAGCGCCUACGUCCUCCGCGGAAGCUCGAACAACUACCGCACAGACAACAUCAGUCUCUGCGACGCAGCCCUUCCUUUGCGGGGAGUUUGUGUAUACCCCAACCUACGAGGCCUUGCCCUCCGUGGUGGAUAUCCCACAGAAAAAAGCCGGCAGGUUUGUAAUACAAAAAUAAAUACACAAAAAAACCUGUCUUGCAUAUGCUGAAUAGCAUGCUAGGGGGCCGCCCAUGACAGAUUUUCCUGUGUAUUUAUUUUUGCAUUACAGAUGUGACCUGCCUGCUUUUUUCUCUGGGAUAGUGGAACCCUUCUACACGAAAAAGCUGGACCCGAUCUUUGAGUUUCUGCAGUGGGAAAAGUUGUACGGUGAGAGCAGUACUACUAUAUCUGGUGGUCUACUUUCGAACAGUACUAGUUCAACAUCUGUGUUCCCCGUGGCCCGCACCAACCCGGCGGAUUUUGAACAUGUUGCUGCUUUCUUUCAAGCUGGCCCUCUAUCCCACGAAAAAACUGUUUCACUGUGAUGAUUUUGCAAGAUCUGCGUCACAAGUUUGUAACACAUGACACACAAAAUUUGCCAUGCGCGCUCUCAAAGGGAAAACACGCUUGAAAAUCCAAUGUCUUGCAGGUGUAGCAAGACAAAUGGUUCUGUGCUCCAUUCUAUGCAUCACAAGUUCACAGCGAAACAGUUUUUUCUUGCGAUACCCUCAUGGUGUGAUUUAUUGUCCGGGAGAGGUUGUGCCGGGUGGAGCUGAAGCUACUUCUAGUACCCCUGCUGCUGCUGCUGAGGAGGCCUUCUACACGCCACCUGCAGAAGGUCUUCUCCGUGAAAAGAGCGACACAACGACGUCAAGCCUGCUUCAAGAAGAGGCCCUGUCCACCCGCCCGGAAGGCGGCGGGUUUAAAAAUUCCUCGGAUCAACAUCUUUUGGAAGAUGAAACAUUACAACAUGUUGACCCAGCAGCAGCGCCAGGUGUGGGGCUCGAGCAGGAACGAGAGGACGGUAGCUUUUCGUCACCAGAACAGGAUGUUCACGCGGAUCAUCAUGAUCCCUUCAACCUGGAACUUUAUCCCUACCUGUUCGCGACGGGGCCGCGCGGGCUGGAGCUGUUUUUCCUGCACAGCAUCGCACUUCCCUCCCGGCCCACGGUUCGCAACCUGCCGCGCAUGGUAAAACAGUUCACGCUCAGCCAGGCGAUGAAAGGGAAGUAUUCCCGCGCCGAGUUGCGCGCCUCGGAUGUGGAGCUAAAUCAGCGGGAAGACGCGGCGAGCGGGGAUCCGCACUUCGGGCAGUUUAUGAUCAGACGUGGUGAACAAGGCGAAGGGAUGUCGCCUCCGACUGCGGCCACAUCGUAUCUUCAAAACCGCCACCGCAGGGAACUGCUCCUGGUGCAGAAGUCACUGCUGCGGCAGUGGUCGCGGUCGUCGGCCUACUACCUGCAGGUAUCAAAUGCAAAAAUGUCUGGGUCUGGAAGAAUGCAACUUGUAAAGCGUAUUUCAGAACACGGAAACGUCUCUCAUGCAUACGUAGCAAAAGCUCCCACUUUUUGUCAGCAAAAUAGGGGACUUGUCAUGCGGAUUCGGCAUUGCGGAAGGUUCUCGAAACCUGUAAUGCUAGAGCUUCCAUGCUAGACCUUCUGUGUCAUGCAAAAACAGCAUGACUCUUCCAGACCCAGACAUUUUUACAGUUGAUAGCAGGCGCUGCUUGACCAGUCCAAGGUGGAUGCGAUGCAGGAUAAAAUUGUGGACCAGUAUGCCGCCUAUCCUUUUUACCGAUCGUGCCGGCCGCAGCAUGGGUAUGAGAGUGCACAACUCCCCCUCCCCCUCACUUGUAUGGCAUGAACAGCAAUUCAAACACCAGCACACGUGGAGGCUAUGCAUGACAAACUUAUGCACAUGCGCCUGAUGUAGUACUGUUUGGGCUUUCGGAAUUUGUCAUGCAAACAGUGCCACAGGGCAGCGAAUGGAUUGGGGGUUUUGCAUGACAAAUGAGGGGGAGGGGGAGUUGUGUACUCUCAUAAUGGACGGCCACAGCUCGGCGGCGGAGGUGGAGGCCCGCCUGUAACCGAGCUCCUCCUCUGGCUGGAUCCGGGCGAAGCUGGGUUAGCCCUGGGUGGCGACUACUCUUUCCACCGUGGCUAUGGAACUGUCAGGAUCGAAAUCGACAAAGUUGAAAGGAUUUGCCAUGCAUAAAAUUGAUAUCAGUUGGAGCCUCAGUUUGCAAGCGGCGCCGACAAAUUUCGGGAGCACCCAAAUCCAGUCUGUCAGGCUGUUUGGGCAAAGAAGACUGCUCCUGUCGUGCUACUCUGGCAGCAGCACAUUGCACACCCCUAAACAGGCUUGCCAUCGGUCUCAUUUGCCUGCUCCCCAACACAGGCCACACGGGCCCUACAUUUUAUGCAUUACAAAUUAUUUCAACUUUGACGAUUUCGCGCCUGACGCUUCCAUAGUGGCCAGAUGGAGAAAAGGUACCGGGAACGCGUAGGCUUAGUAUCCCAUGAAAAAACUGUUUCACUGUGAUGAUCUUUCAAGAUCUGCAUCACAAGUUUGUUACACAUGACACAGAAAAUUUGCCAUGCGCGCUUCCCAAGGGAAAAGACGCUGAAAAAUCCAAUGUCUUGCAAGUGUAGCAAGACAAAUUGUUCUGUGCUCUAUUCUCUGCAUCACAAGUUCACAGUGAAACAGUUUUUUCUUGCGAUACUUAGGGUCAGAAGACCAUUGGAUCAAUCAGCCCAUCUCUGCUCCUAUCAAAUGUAAAAAUGUCUGGGUUUGGAAGAGUCACGCUGUUUUUGCAUGACACAGAAGGUCUGGCGUGGAAGCUCUAGCAUCACAGGUUUCGAGAAGCUUCCGCAAUGCCGAAUCCGCAUGACAAAUCCCCCAUUUUGGUGACAAAAAGUGAGCGCCUUUUGCUACCAAUGCAUGAGAGAUUUUUCUGUUUUCUGAAAUGCGCAUCACAAGUUUGGACUCUUCCAGACCCAGACAUAUUUGCAUUCCAUAGCCCCCGCAAAUAAAGACGCGCCAGGGCCAGCGUGGAUUACGGAUCAUGAAGCCACAAUAAAUAAGCCCGACCACGACCCGGCGACGCGAGAAGAGGUUGGAGAUCAAAGCCCCAUGAUGUCGUGGUAUGGGGCCCCCAUACCACACUGGGCCAGCGAGGCGCUAGACAAGGUGCAGGAAACGCACGAGCUCUUCGUUUUGAUGCUACAGGGGAUUUAUCAAAUGUAAAAAUGUCUGGGUCUGGAAGAAUGCCAGGUUUGUCAUGCACAUUUUGCAUGACUCCUGAUGUCUGUGAUGCAUGCCCUAGCAUCACAGAUUUUGUGAGGGCUUCCUGAUGCCUGUACCGCAUGACAAAUGCUCUUUCCGUGUAGCAAGACCUGGACUCUCUUUGCUGCUCAUGCAAUACAGAUUUUUGUAGAAUAGAAAAUCAGCAUGACAAGUUGGAUUCUUCCAGACAUCCAGGGAUUUUUACAGUUGAUAGGAUUUAUCAGACCCAGUUCGGUUCCACGUUAGUAUUAUAUUACAAUGAAAAAUGCCCCCACCCCCGAACUUGAAAGCAUUUGUAUUGCAAACCUUUCCAAAUGAAACAUUCGCCCUCUUGCAUGUAUCAGCAUCACAGAUUUCCGAUCGUGAAUAACAAAAAUUUCUAUUGCAAAAGAUCCCAGCAAGAGCGGUGCUUGUCAUGUAAGCGAUGCGAAACACGACUAGAAUCUGCAUCAGAAAGAUUCAUACUCCUUUCAUGCAUGACAAAAAGUUUUCAUUUGGAAACUUCGCAUCACAAAUUUUUGCAACUUUGGGGUGGGGGGCACUUUUCACUGUAAUAUAUUAACGACAGAUCAACUUGAACAUAUUAAACAAGCCACUGUACGACUACAGCUAGAAGCUCCACCUGGAGCAGUAGGGGGUGAAGAAGGCACUACUACUUCCAAUGCGGGUCGUCAACCGCUGCUGCUCGACGGGACGAUGACAACUGCUAUGAGUGGUUUUGCUGCGCCGCCGCCGCGCAACUCCACAACAACAACCGGCGUGAUGUCCAGUACCGACACUUUCAAUAACCCGGCGCCAGGUCUUCUGCAACCAGAAGGCCUGCUAGAAGUUGAAGACGACGUCGCAGCUGCCGUGGGGCGGUUGUUAGUGCAGGACGUGUUGCGGGCGGGCAUGUGGAGGAGAAAGUUCGCAGACGCGCUGCUGCUGUCGCACCCAAGGCUGUUGAUGCAGCUUGACAACAACUUGAUUCAGGCAGAGAAAAAUAAAAUGAUCGGGAUCAAGAACCCAGCGGCCCACGCGAGUGAAGGUUGGGACGAGAUGACCCGUCGCAACCGCCGCCAUGAUGUGCAUAACCCCUUUCUGCAGCAUAUCCUGAGUAAAAACGUACCCACACCAGAGUCAGGAUGAGGAUUUUGCAACACAAACCUACGAGUUUUGUGAGUCACGCAUCACAAGUUGCACCAUGCAGUGUAGUGCAGGUUAGCAAGUGCAGCCGCAUCACAGAUUCAUCUGCUCAUCCUGUUCACAGCAUCACAAAUUCCAAAACACGGCUGGAAAUGGCUCUCAUGGGGAUGCGCAUUACAAGUCUUCCUGUCUUUGCAAAUCUGCAUUACAACUCUGGUGUGGGUACGUUUUUACUCAGGAUACAGCACGGCAUGAGCGUGGGGGGAAAAUUCCUGCUGGAAAGCAAAGAGCAAACCGCGGACACGAGUAUUUCGGGCCCGCAUAAUGCCAUGGGCCCGGAUGGGGAAAGAGCAACAGAGAUUUCUCUAGAGAUGUUGCAUGCCCAUGCUGGAAAAGAGCAAGAGCUUAUCACGAGAAAAAAAGCAUUGUAGGUGUAACUUUUUUGGAGGAACAGCAUUACAAAUUUGUCUGGCAUGACAGCAAAAACCUGUCAUGCGCAGACAGUACGUGAAAACGCCCUUUAAUGGACCCUACGAUGCAUGCCAAGCAUGACAGACGCAAUCAUCUUGCAUGUUGCGCAUCACAAAUUUACACUAGCCGCGUUUUUUUCUUGGAUAGAGCUGAAAAGCGUGAAACGGAAACGGCUCUGGAGAAGCUGGGUGCUCCGCUUGCUGUAUGAGAGUGCACAACUACUCCCCUAGUACCCCUCAUUUGUAUUGCAUGGACAGCAACAGCACACGUCCUGGAAUCAACGCAGCUUUUGCAUCAUGACAAAUUCGCGAGGACCGAUUCUAGUGCUGUUUCUGCUUCCGAAAUUUGUCAUGCAAGCAGUGCCAAAUGGCAAAGGAUGGAUUUGCUGUUUUGCAUGACAAAUGAGGGGGACGAGGGGGAGUUGUGCAUUGUCAUACUUUGCAAAGACAAGGGUCUUAUGAACUGCAAAAGCAUCGCACUCGUAUAAAUGCAUUACAAAUCUCCUCAGCAUGAAAAAUAAAAUUUGUAAUGCUGAUUUGCCUUCAGAAAAAAAUUGCAAGACUUGCAUUUAUACGACUACGAUAAUUUUGCACAGGAUAGGUCUAUCCUCCGCCCGGUCAAAGGCGGCGAGCCGGCCUUCUUCCUGUGGCGGAAGGCGUAUCAAAGUGAAAAAAACCCCCUCUUCAUUCUGAAACGGGAAUUUCUGUUGCUGGAUUUGUGUACACAAAUCAGCGCUGUAUUGCAGCAAGCGCUUGCAGGCAUUUCGUAUAAGUAGCGUGAUUAGGUAUGCAAGAGGCUAGCACUCAGGCAUGACAGACAGCCUUGCAGUAGGCAAAAGCGCACGACAGCUUGGCUUUGAAGGCGCCACACGGGUCGCAUUUGCCUCACAUGCAAGACAAAGCUCACAAAUCAGCAUCACAAAUUUAUUCCAUUGUGGAGGGGGGAUUUUUCCCCACGAUAAGGCGGAGGCGUUGUUUCUGCCCCCGAUUGGGAACCGGUUUCACAACUACCCAGAGAAGGGGGCCUUUAUUGCCGCAGAAGAUGCUGAAAAUGUUGUUGUUGUUGAAACCAAGAAGCAUCCUCGUCCACUGUAUGGGCCAGUAAAUUCCCUGCCACGAGGACCUGCAGGACCACCUCUACUACCUCCAUCUUCGUCGUUCUUGGGCGGGGGCAACAUUCAGCAGGCGGACGACGCUCCCGAUGUCGUGCUAGAGGUGACCACGCCAAGUAGAUUUCUGCAACUGCCACCUCCACCGCCUGAAGUAGCAGAAGAUUUUGGCUUGCUGCCUAGAAAUGGGGGUCAAGCAGGGGCGACUGCGUCUUUCCUCACUGUAGCGGUUGGUACAACAAAAGCCACACCUUCGAGCGGUGCGGCAGCAGGAGCAGCAGCAUCGGCCCGCCCAGACGAGGACACUACUACAGCGAGAGUCAGAGACCGAGCCUGGCUGCAAAAGCAAAACAGCAGAGCCGCAGAAGGGGAAAGGAAAGAAACUUCUACUUCUGUUGCAGAUGAAGUCUUCAGCAUGGUGCCAGAGGAGGACAAAAAAGCUGCUGCUGCAGUAACACAAGCACCAGCCGCGAGAGAAGGUGCAGAAGAGGGUGCUGAGCAGCCGGAAAAUGUUGACAUAGGGGAAGAGGGAGGAGGACAGACAAAGAACUACUUCGGGAACGACGAAGAAGACGAGGAAGAAUCUGGGCGCCCUCUUUCGCGGCGGCACAACAGCUGGUUGGGAGGGGGGAACAUUAACUCGAUGGGCGGCUUCCCCGUGGUCGGCCGCGACGCCCGGUUCCGGUCGGAACUCCCACUACAAAUCGCGGUGCGGUCCAGUGGGGCAAGCGUGGGAAGUAUCCUGUGAGAAAACGUUCCCACAGCAUAGUCAAGUUGGUAAAUUUGCAACACAAAUCUCCAACUUUUGGACACAUAGUAUAUGCAUGACAACAUUGGACUCGUAGUGUAAUCCUGUUUCGGUAGUGCAGCAGUAUCACAGAUCUAGCGCAUCAUGCUGCUUGGAGCAUGACAAAUUCCCAAAGCCGACUAGAAGAAAAUGCCUCUCAUGGGGCCGCUCCGCAUGAGAAAUAUUUUCAGCAUGCAGAUUCGCAUGGCAACUCUGGAGUGGGGACGUUUUUACAAAUGAUAGGGAGUGCCGCUUUUUUACUCCCGGUCGAGCGAGACCGGGAGCUCGAGGACGAGGCGGAUGAGCAAAACAGCAGGCCUAUCAAAAUGAAAAAAGCCCCCGCCCCAUAUCAAAGGGGAAAUCUGUGACGCAGGAUUUGUGUACACAAAUGCGCGCUGUCUUGCAGUACGGCAUCGCAGCCAGAUCCGCAGCCUAGGGAGGGAAAUUGGGUCUAGGUGCUUAGCAUUACAAACGGCUGUCCUUUAGGCCCCACAGCUAGUAUGCCAAAUCGCUUCCAUAUUGGCGCGGAAGCCUCUGCAUUUGUCUUCUUGCAGGACAGACGUGAUUUGUGGUCUCAAAUCAGCAAGACAAAUUUUCGCAAGCAUGCCUUUUCGAUAUGGGGAGGGGGGAUUUUUCUUCUCAAUAAGGCCCGCCAGGCCCAGGGACCUCGGGGUGCGGUAUCCGGAUAUGCUCGCGAAAGAAGAAGAGCAGUUACGAGAACUCGAGCUCUUCUACCACGCCCGGUACGAGAUAAUCCACGGCGAACAGCACGCCGUCUCGCUGAAAUCCGAUUACGAGACAGCCAUUGUAUCCUGAGUAAAAAUGAUGUCCCCACACGACCAGAGUUGUCAUGCAAAUCUGCAUGCCAAAGAAGUUUCUCAUGCGGAGCCCCAUGGGAACCAUUUUCUAUACCUGUUUUGGAAUUUGUAAUACUAGAAUCAGCAUGAUAGGCUAGGUCUGUGAUGCUUCGGAACUAGCUAAGUAAACAGGAUUACACUACGAGGAUAAACUUGUCAUGCGAAACAACCAGGGGUGGCUGAUUUGUCUAGCGGAUUCUUUCCCAUCUUGACUCUGGGGUGGGGCCGUUUUUGCUCAGGAGACAUUGCCGCUCUUCGCCAGGAUUGCACGGCUUAUCGCUACCUCUCGGUCCCUAUCAAAUGUAAAAAUGUCUGGGUCUGGAAGAAUGCAACUUGUGAUGCUAUUUUUGGAAUCCAAAAAAGUCUGUAUUGCAUGAGCAACAAGAGGCGUCCAGUUUUUACUCCGCGGAGAGGGGAUUUCUCAUGCGGGAUAGGCAUCAAGAUGCCCGCAAAAAAUUUGUGAUGCUGGUGCAUACAUCACAGACAUCACGGGUCAUGCAAAAUGUGCAUGACAAACCUGGGAAUCUUCCAGACCCAGACAUUUUUACAUUUCAUAAUCCCGCUGAUGGCCCGACAGGAUUUGAUCCUGUUGGCGGCACGCCAGGGCUGCGACGAUAUUCCGCACUACCUGCCGCUCCAGCAACAGCUCAAUAUGCUGUGCAAAAGUAUCGUACUCGUAUAAAUGCAGGUCUUGCAUUACAAAUUUCUUUGUCAAGGCAAAUCAGCAUUGCAAAUUUCAUUUCUCAUGCUGAGAAAAUUUGUAAUGCAUUUAUACGAGUACGAUGCUUCUGCAUUCCAUACUCAAUUUCACGAUGCAAUUUACGAACACGGUUCCGCGGUGGCUGAGAGAGGACAUUGGCGAGCAGGCGGAUCUGCAUCUGCUAUCCCAGUCUCCGCAGUGGUCGGAGACAAUUUUGGAUUCGUAUUUUGGGCCCAAAUUUUUCGCGGAACUCGCCGCUGUGAACGCGAACUGCCUCUUUUCCCUUCUUCGGGUCUCGCGGGUGGACAUUCGGUUUUCGCGCUUACUCUCCGUGCUACAAAAGGAGGAGAGCGAUCGCGCCGAUGUUGAACAGGAGGCCAAGGAGGAUCAUCAACAUCUUGAUGUUGAUGCUGGUGCAAGAACAACUUCUACUACUGCGAAAGAUGGUGCGCCGCAAGAAUCGUCUUCUUGGGGAUUUCUGCUGCAGAAAGAAGACGCGAGAAAUGGCUUCCAUACUCGCAGUAUCAAAUGUAAAAAUGUCUGGGUCUGGAAGAGUCAUGCUGUUUUUGCAUGACACAGAAGGUCUGGCAUGGAAGCUCUAGCAUUACAAGUUUCGAGAAGCUUCCGCAAUGUCGAAUCCGCAUGACAAAUCCCCCACUUUGGUGACAGAAAGUGGGCAGCUUUUGCUACCCAUGCAUGACAGAUUUUUCUGUGUUCUGAAAUGUGCAUCACAAGUUCGGAUUCUUCCAGACCCAGACAUUUUUACAUUUUAUACGCAGCUCCGCGGUGCGGCAAAUGGUGCAAAAGGCCGUAGUAUCCUGAGUAAAAACGUCCCCACCCCAUAGUUGUCAUGCAGCUGUGCAAUGACAGGACGAUUUGUAAUGCGCAUCCCCAUGAGAGGCACUUCCAAUCGUGUUUUGGACUUUGUAAUGCUGUAAACAGGAUGAGAAGCUCACUUUCUCAUGCGGCUGCCCUUGCUAAACAGCACUACGCUACAGAUGGAAACUUGUCAUGCAAAACUCCCAAAACUUGGAGAUUUCUGUUGCAGAUUUACCAACUUCACUAUGGGGUGGGAAGGUUUUUACACAGGAUACGUAGCUGGCGCCGGACUGCUGCAGUUUCAGGCGAUGCUUGUGCGCAACUACUUUCACUACAAAACGGAGUACCUCCCGGGCCACGCGUAUGGAAGCGUCAGGUUUGAAAUCGACAAAGUUGGAAUGAUUUGCCAUGCAUAAAAUGCAAGGCAGGAAGUGCGUGUCUUGCCGGGAUGGCAAGUGAGGCCGACUGUCAGCCUGCUUCGGGUUUGAAAUAAAACUGCUAAAGUAGCAUGACAAAAGCAGUCGUCUGUGCCCAAACAGCAUGCCAAAUUGGAUUCCGGCGCGCCGAAAAUUUCUCAUGCACCGCUUGGAAAUUCUGCUUCCAACUGGUAUCGAUUUUAUGCAUUACAACUUUGACAAUUUCAGUUCUGACGCUUCCAUAACGCGGUCAAGCUGCGCAUCGAGGCCGGGGAUUUCCGGCAGCUGGAAGUGGCCGCUCGUGGUCUUGAAGCUACUAGUAAAACUGGUAGUCCUGCUUCUAGAAUGGCAACUCGAACUACUCUAUGAAUUGCAAAUAGGUAUCGUACUCGUAUAAAAGCAUUGCAAAUUUCCUCAGCAUGAGAAAUGAAAUUUGUAAUGCGGAUUUACCUUGAGAAAAAAACUUGUAAUGCAUGACUGCGAUUACUACGAGUGCGAUACUUUUGCACAGGAUAUACUCCUGCUUCUACGUCGGCGCAACGGUUUUGGCAGCGGCGAAUGGAGCUGCUGCAGUAUCUUUCCAUAGCGACCUAUCAAAAUGAAAAAUCCCCCCUCCCCAUAUCAAAUUGGAAAUCUGUGAUGCAGGAUUUGUGUACACAAAUCAGCUUUGUCUUGCAGUAGAGGGCUGCACGCAGAUACAACAAAGCCUGGGUUGGGCCUUUUUGGUGGUGGCGCCUAGCAAGGGAGACUUAUCCUCUGCACGCCAUACAGCAUUACAAAUUGCCCACAAAUUCCGGCGGAGUCUCUGGCUUUGCCCUCUUGCAAUACAAGGACGAUUUGCGUCCACAAAUCAGCAUCACACAUUUUUCGAAGUAUGUCUUUUCAGUAUGGGGAGGGGGAUUUUUCCAUACGAUACGACCGGGGAGGACGCUACCGCCCGGCGUCGCAGAGACGUCGCCGUGGAUGCGCAUCUGUGGGUGGCGGCAGAAGAGGGCUCCGCUGACUAUACCGAGGCGCGGUCGGAGAGAAUUUUAGAAAAGGGACGAUAUGGAUCGCAUCCAUAUACAACUUCGGCUCCCAUCCAGCAGGAAGAUCUUCUCCUUGCGCAAGAUGGUAAAACUUCUCGACGACGAGGUAUCCAAGGAAAAAACUGUUUCACUGUGAUGAUUUUGCAAGAUCCGCAUCACAAGUUUGUUACGCAUGACACUGAAAAUUUGUGAUGCGCGCAUUUCCCACAGGGAAAAACACGGUUGAAACUCCAAUGCUCUAUGCAGGUGUAGCAAGACAAAUAGUUCUGUGUUGCAUUUUUUGCAUCACAAGUUCACAGUGAAACAGUUUUUUUUUGCGAUACGAGGACCAGUGUUUCCCUUCACGAUCGUCUUGCACCGCAACGACUUCUAUGCAUCGCAAAAAUGUCUGGGUCUGGAAGGAUGCAACUUGUAAUGCUAAUUCUGGAUCGUGCAAAAAUCUGUGCUGCACGAAUGCCAAAAGUUGUCCACUUUUGACCAAGUUGGGAGGAGGUUUCUCAUGCAGGAUAGGCAUGAUAGGGGUCUCACAGAAUCUGUCAUGCUAGCUCCUGCAUUCCAGACGGCAUGGAUCAUGGAAAAUCUGCAUGACAAAUCUCGCAAUUUCCCAGACCCAGACAUUUUUGCAUUUGAUAACUUCUACAACUUUCGAUACUUCUAUCCGAGUGCACAAGUAGAACUCGCCCUCCGUCUCAUUUGGAGUGGAGCAUGAACAGCAAUUAUAAAUACAACAAACGCCAGCAGGAGGAGCACCUGCGGAGCUAGUGCAUGACAAGUUUAUCAGCCGACCGUAGUACUGUUUGGGCUUCAAAAAUUUAUUGCCAUGCAAACAUUCAGUGCUACAGGUUCUUGUACAGGCGGGAAGCAACUCGAUUCGGCAUUUUGCAUGACAAAUGAGGGGCACCAACAUGUUCGGGUGUAAGGAGUUCCGGGCAGUGCUCCGUGCACCCUUGCGACACCACCCCGCAUCGCCCCGGGUACUUAUGCAUGACACAUGAGGGGGAGGUGGACUUGGAGUUGUGCACUCGGAUAAGUUCAAUUUUGAUCAGCAGCGGGGCGUGCACGAUGGUGCGAAUAGCCUGCGGGCGGUAUCAAAAGGAAAAAUCCCCCCUUCCCAUACUGAAAAGGUAUAUUUUUGGAAAUUUGUGAUGCUGAUUUGUGGUCGCAAAUCGUGUCUGUCUUGCAAGAAGGCAACUCCGCAGGCUCCGCCGCAUUGCGCGGCCGGUUUGUCAUGCUGUUGGGCCUACAGCGUGGCUGUUUUUCGUGCUAAGCGCCUAGGCCAAAGCCUCUCAUCUAUUCAAACUUGGUAUGGGCUUACAGUUCUCUCCGGCAAGACAGCUCGGAUCUAUGUACACAAAUUCAGCAUCAGAAGUUUCGUUUUGAUAUGGGGAGGGGGGAUUUUUCCUUUCGAUAGGCGGCGGGGGAACGAAAAAUCGAAGGCGGGAGGAGCAGAGGCUUCAUACAGGGUGAUAAUACUUCUAUGCCCCCACCACCCUGUAAUAUUAACAAGUCUAACUACUUCUAUGAGGAUGGUUUUCUCUGGGAUUUGAAAGAACAGCGAAUUGUUCCAGAUCCAGCAGCAACAGAGAAUGAAACAAUAAAAACCGAUGAAACAAGUACAAGUGGCACCACAAAUGUUGACCAGGGCAGAACUACUGCCUCUGCUGCACCUUCUUCAAGAACGGAGGUAGACGCCGCGGGUCCUCCCUGCAGGGACGAAGGGCAAGAUAUUGUGAGGAAAAAUGCUCCCUCCCCAUAUUGGACAGGUAUGGUCCUAAAAAUUUGUGAUGCUGAUUUGUGACCACAAAUCCUGUCUCUCUUGCAAGGGGGCAAAUCCAAAGAAUCCGCCGGCCUAUGCAGGCGAUUUGUAAUGCUGUUGCGGCUACAUGGCAGGCCUCUGCUAUGCUAAGCACGUACAUCGAAACAAACCUGCGCAGGCUCAGGCUUUGCCUGCGGUGCCUCACCGCAAGACAGAGCUGAUUUGUGUACACAAAUCCAGCAACAGACGUUUCAAUAUGGGGAGGGGGGAUUUUUCACUUUGAUACAAGAAUCUCUACCGCCGGAAGUAGACGAUAGAAUUAUUUCGGGCGGCGGCCCGGAGCCGCUUUUUCACCGAUAUGCAUUGCAAAAAUGUCUGGGCCUGGAAGAAUGCAGGACGUGUCAUGCUUGUCUGGCAUGACUCUUGGAUCUGUGAUGCGUAAGCAGGAACUGGGUCUCCUGCCUGUCAUGCAAAAACGCAGUUUGCCAUGCAGAAAACGAAGCACAUGGCACGUGCGAAAACUUGUCAUGCUUGGCUGCAUAUUGUAAUGCGUCCACGAUUCACAGAUUUGCAUCACAAGUUUCCAGACCCAGACAUUCUUGCCUUUGAUAACCGGCUCAAAGUCACCAUUUUGGAGAAAGACGUGCCUGACGUGAACUUGGUCCGACUGCUGAGCAAGGGUGACGCCGAAGAUCAGAAAAUAGCGUCCGGCCGGUUUGGGCAUUCCUACCAGGAGCGACACCAGAAGUGGCGCGGCUUCUUUCUGAACGAUAUGGAUUGCAAAAAUGUCUGGGUCUGGAAGAUUGCCACGUUUGUCAUGCAUAUUUUGAAUGACCCAUGAUCUCUGUGAUGCAUGCCCUAGCAUCACAGAUUUUACGAGGCAGGCACGAUGCCUCUACCGCAUGAGAAAUGCCCUCCCCGCGUAGCACAAACUGGGGUCCUCUUGCUGGUCGUGCAAUACAAAUUUUUUUAGAAUCCAGAGACAGCAUCACCAGUUUAGACUUUUCCAGACCCAGACAUAGUUGCAUUUGAUAAACGAGUUGUGCCGGCAGUUUCGGGACUUGUUUUUCGAGAAAAUAGACGACGGCAAAAACAUGGGGGGGAUAAACGACGGGAUGAAGAAGAACCACAAGAACCAAAAUGACGGCACGCGGCAGGCUGAUGAACCAGAAGAAGAAGCAGGCGUAGAAGAAGUAGAAACGACCCCGGACUGCCGGGAUUUUGUGGACAGUUUCGUGUUCGGGGAAAGAAUUGUGGACGACAAGAAGGACGUCGACCUGCGGAUGUUGAACAAUGGCGCUGCUGCAAGAACAGCAGAAAGUCCACUUCCUCGUGGACCACGAGAUAGAAGUGGUAAAACGAGAACUUCAUCUCCAGCAGCUGCCCGCGCGGCCCCCACCAGUCGUGGAUACCCAUCAUCUACUUCGCACCGGUUCUUGUACUACCCCCGGCUGAGUGCGUUUGGAAAGCGCACGUUCGAACAAACAGUCCUCAACCAGGAAGGCCAUUCGUGGUGGGACGCCCCGAAUCCGCGAGCCCCCUCCUUGGAUCUGAUUUCGAACCCUUUCCACGGCCGCCGCAUCCGCCUGCCCGGAGACGGAAUCUUUAUCCUGUGUGAAAACGUCCCCACCCCAGAGUUGUCAUGAUGCACAUUUGCAAUGAUAGGAACGCUUGUAAUGCGCUUCCCCAUGAGCAUGACAGGCAUAGAUAUCCAGUCGUGUUUUGGCAUUUAUAAUGCUGCAAACAGGAUAAUCAGAUGGAUUUUUGAUGCGGUUGUCCUUGCUAACAUGCACGACACUACGGACUGCAACUUGUCAUGCGUGACUCCCAAAACUUCUGGAUUUGUGUUGCUAACUUGUCAACUUGGCUAUGGGAUGGGGACCUUUUUACUCAGGAUAAGCUUUUCGCAGUUCUCCUUGCGCAACCAGGACUUGUUUCAGGGUGACACGGUGCCGACCGGGAACAGCAUCUUCCAGCCCUUUUGGGACUACCAUACGGCUCGUCUCACCACCACAGCGGGGGCGAAGAACAAAAAUGAGCCGCCUGCGGAUAAACAAUCUUCGAAAACACCAGCGCGGCACUCUCAUCUGUCUGUCUACCAGCGGAUUCAACUGGCCUCGAAUCCCGUGCGUCAUGAGAAGGAUCUACUGAUUAAACUCGCGCGGAAAGAUCCAAUUGGGAGUGUGAAGUUAGCCUCGUUUCAGCUGCGAAACUUUGACCCGGAGUUUCAAAAGGCGGUACUGGAAAAGGACGGGCUGGCGUUGCAGUAUAUGGAAAUCGCCCCGCUUUGCGCGGCGCGGCCAUGUUCAAACGUUUUGUUUCUUCCGGACUAUGUUGCUCCCGGUAGCUCUCGUGAGCAAAUGGAAAUGAAGAACAGCGCAGGUGGAACAAAAAGUAAAGCAUUCUCCUUUAUUCCGCGCGGCGCAGCUUCCGGUUCCGACCCCCUCCCAGGGCCGUCGUCGCCGUAUCAGGUCGUCGCGCAGCAGCUUCCUCGGGAUUUAGCUCUACUCGCGGUGAAAAGUAACGGCCUGGCGCUUCGUUACUUGUCCCCGGAACUGCGGGCCGACGCAGAAGUCGUGAAGAUGGCCGUGAUUCAAGACGCUGAGGCUUUGCAGUUUGCGCACCCCAGCCUGCGGGUCUACGCGCCCUGGGAAGGUGCGUUUUCCGACGCGGGGAUUUGGCCGACGGAGCUGGCAGCUAUUCCGGAGCGGGGAUCAUCUCAAGAACACCCGGGUGGAACAUCACCCGUCGUCGCGGGCCGGUGGAAAUUAAGCGGGAAACAUCCACCCAAUGCGAAGCAGAUUGCGUUAAAAAAUUCGGGGUUCGCAGUGCGCUACAUGGGCCUGGACUUGGGCCACGAUUACGACAGGUUUGCGAAUCCGAAUUGGCCGUCGCAGUUCUUGCAGGAUGAUAAAAAAGGCAAAGUUCCGCUUCCGCAACAAUUGCUGUCCAACAUUACUCACGUGUCCCGAGUUCGGGAACUACUAGAAAAUGCGGUUGAAACGGAUGGGGAAGCCUUGCGGUUUGUGACCGCCGAAAUGGUGAAAAAUCGCUUACUUUUCCCUACUCUGCAGGACUACUUUAACCUCUGCAAGGUGGCGGUGGAAGCGUCUGGCUUGGCGCUGAAACACGUGCAUGUGCACAUCCGGUUCCCCACGGUUGGCCGUCAGCUGACCAAAGCGGGAAAUUCGAAUAUUAACCAGGCCAAGAAAAAACGACAAGCUAUCAACGCAGAACAAAGCAGAAGAAAGAACGCCGGGGGGCAGGAGGAGCAACCGGGAGAUGCUGUUGGUUUUGAUGUAGUUGACACGACAACUGGAACGAUGUUGAAAAAUGCUACUCAGAAUACAUCAGCGGAAGUCGAAGUUGUAGGCCACAACGACCAAAAUGCGAAUGUCGAUAAAAAGGAACAAGCCCCUUCGGAAGGGGCUUCCUUUUUAGGAACAUCAUCGACGGAAGGAGAUUCCGCCAAGAACCAGAUCGGUCGGAAGAACAAGUCGCUGUGUGACAAACUGGAGGCCGCCGGCGCACAGCACCAGAACUACUGGGACUUAGCCCUGCGCGCGGUCAAGCAGAACGGCUUUGCUGUCGAAUUCGUGCGCCGCGAAUGCCUAUGCAUUGCAAAUUAUAUCUCCUCUGGGGCCUCUGAAAACUUGUGAUGCUGAAUGGUCAUAAUUGAACACAGCCAUCCUAGUGCAGCCAAACAUGACAAAUAUUUUGAUCCGGCGCUCUUUAAUGCGUAGCGCGCAUUACAACAAACUGAGUUUUUAUUGCAUGACGCAAAGGGUCGUCGCACUUUUGUUGGUCAAGCAACACAGAUUUUACAGGAAUGCCAGACAAGCAAUACAAGUUCCUCUUUUCCAGACCCAGAUCUGUAUUUGCACUGCAUAAUGCCUCCACAAGGGGACGUCGUCCAGCGUGAGGACCAACAAUGAGACGGACUAUCUUAUCAAACGCAAAAAUGUCUGGGUCUGGAACAAAGCAACUUGUCAUGCUAAAUCUGAAUCAUGUAAAAAUCUGUGUUGCAUGAUUUACCAAAAGUAGCUGUCCACUUUUGACCUAAUCGAGAGGCAGUUUCUCAUGCAGGAUAGGCAUGAUAGAACUCUCACAGAAUCUGUCAUGCUAUGUCCUACAUACCAGACCUCAUGGGUCAUGAAAAACCUGCAUGACAAGUCUGGCAUUCUUCCAGACCCAGACACUUUUGCAGUUGAUAUAUGUGUUUGCCCAUCUUUUUCAAAGAGUCGCUUUAGUCCAAGCCCAGAACGCGGAGGUGGUGAAAAAAUUCUACUCAACGAACCUGAAAGACCAGUCGGGGUUUACCAAGGAAGUGACAGAAUAUUUACGGACCAAAAUGUGGCUGGGGUCCAACGAGCUCGACCACUUAUACAGGGGGGAGAAGAACAAGAAGAACGGGAUAUUAGAGAGCCUGGGCGGCGAGGACGUCCGCGAGUUGCCGAAGCAGUAUCCGAUUUGGUUCCCGCUUUUGGAGACCGAGAGAACCUAUCGUAAGGAAAAAUCUCCCCUCCCCAUAUCGAAAAGGCACGCCUCAGAGAAUUUGCGAUGCUGACUUGUGACCACAAGCCGCGUCUGUCUUGCAAGAAAGCAACGGCGUAGACUCCGCCCCAUUAUGCAGGCGGUUUGUAAUGGUGUUGGUCCUGCUACAGCAUAGACGUCCCUCAUGCUAAGCGCCUAGGCCAAAACCUCUCUGCAUUCAUUGGCAUGUUCUGGGCCUGCAGUCCUCUACUGCAAGACAAAUCUGAUUUGUGUACGCAAAUCCAGCAUCAGAAAUUUCGUUUCGAUGUGGGGAGGGGGAAUUUUUCAUUUUGAUAGAACCUUGAGCGAUAUGCUCACCCUGGACCGCGUCGCGCGGCGCGUCCGGAAAGCGAUAGUUCCCAAGGAAGAAACCAAAGUGAUCAAGUUUUGGUACAUGGACGAUAAGGAGCAGGCGCUCGCGGAAAAGUUAUCAGAUGCAAAUAGGUCUGGGUCUGGAAUAAACUUGUGAUGCUGGGUGGCAAUAAUUGAGCAUACUCCUGUGCGCGGCCAAGCAUGACAAAUUGUGAGGACGCUUCCUGAUGCGUAGCGCGCAUUAGAAAUUGUGCUUUCGCAUGACAAAACAGGGUUCGUUUUAUUUGCUGGUCAUGCAAUAAAGAUUUCUCAGGAAUCUACACACGCAAUACAAGUUCCACUUUUAUUUCGGACUCAGACAUAUUUGCAAUGCAUAAAAGCUAGAGAACUACAGUGUGGAGCUGGCCUUUGAGCGCCGGUUUCAAAAGCCGGGCGGGGGCAGCAACGGGGUGAGAACAGUAACUACUACUGACCAACAUGGAAGGACAACUCAGACGACUUACCCGGAAACGCUGCCACCCGCGCCGGUGCACGCCUCGGAGAUGCGCGGGGACCAGAUUAUCGCCGGGGCCGGAAGCACGCGCUGGACCAGCGAUGGCACCCGCGUCGCGGACCCACUUUGGACUCACAACAUUCAAUUUCUAGAUUACAGUGAGAAAAGGCGACGUUCCGGGAAGAAAAUUCCCUGGUUUGCUAAGGCACAAGAAGGGGUGGACGAGGAGGUGGACCAUGUUGACGAUGAAAUAGAUUCAGAUUCACGAGGUGGAGCUGCACCAGGUCCGGCCCAGGGGCAUACGCAUCGCAAGUAUAGUCGAAGCUCUCGAUCUGAAAGAUGGCAGCUUUGCAAGAUUUUACGUAUUUGAUGAUGCAUGUCUGAUAGUGUGCUGUGUUCAGCUCUAUCAUGGAUUGGCACGAGAUCAUGUAUCACUUAAGUAGAUCCUCUUGUCGUUGUCUGCCAUAAACGGAAUUUAUUCGAAUUGGAAUGUUGUUAUGCCAACAUGAUGCGGAAAUAAAAUGUGCAACGCAUAGCAGCCCAAGAAAACUACGCGUGCUGAUGAGUGACUGUGUAUUUUUUGCAGUCCUCCUAUCAACAACAGAAUUUGCAGUUCAGCAUCACAUCUUUCCAGACCCAGACGUAUUUUUUGCAGUUGAUAGACCCCGCCGGCGGAGCUCCUGUAGCUGGCUCCGGGGUCGCUGGACCACCAGGAGGCGCUGCACCAGGGGGAGCCAAUGCUGGUUUGUUGGGUCCAAGCGAGGACCCAAAUAACAAAAACAGUAAGAUUAAGCCCUUUCUGGCCGGCGGCGGCGGGAACUACAAUGAGUCUGGUAGAGAGCUCUUAACGCGGCCCUCCGCAGGACAGCAGCAGCAACAACAGCAGGAACUCGAACUCCAGCAAGAAACCUGGACACUGGUCGUGUUUGCUUCCACCUUGGGGGUACUGGGUGUCAUCGUCCUCACGGUCUGGCUGACGGGCGCGUGUGGGCGACUGGAGCGCGAACAGCAAGAAUGGAAGCGUGCGAAGUUGCGAAAACAGCUCUUACGCAAAAUGAAGAAGCUGAAGGCCAAAAAAUUCGCGUUUGGCAGCGAAGCACAGGCGCCGGGCUUCGCGCAGUAUCAGGAAGGGAAACGGAGGAGAAAAGGCCAGCAGGCGAAGAUAAGAGCCCUGUCGGAACCCGUUGAUAAUAAUUUUUUGCAGCCCAGGAGCACCGUUCGGGGAGCAGGAUCCGGCGCUGGAGAAUAUAGUAAGGGCAUAUGGAUUGCAAAUAUGUCUGGGUCUGCAAGAUUGCAACUUGUCAUCGUAAAUCUAAAUCAUGCAAAAAUCUGUGUUGCAUGAGUGCCAAAAGCUGUCCACUUUCGACCAAGUUGGGAGGGAGUUUCUCAUGCAGGACAGGCAUGACAGAGACCUCACAGAGUCUGUCAUGCUAGGUCCCGCAUUCCACGCCUCAUUGAUUAUGUAAAACCUGCAUGACAAGGCUAUACUCUUUCAGACUGAGACAUAUUUGCACUUGAUAGGGGAGUAAGAAAGCCAGCGCUUUCACCUCCACGUCCUCCGGCGUUUCACCGAUCAAAUAUCACCACUUUGACGCCUUAGGAGCUGCUUCAUCGGGGGGCGAAGAUGGUUUUAGUAGUACUUCGGGAGGACCUGGUUCAGCAUCAUCAUCUUCCCAAAUGACGGUGGCAUCACAACGUCCAUCCCAAGUGCGCCGCACGGUCACGCGGACGUCGUCCGCUCCCGGGUUUUUAGAACAACAGCAGAAGUUAUCAACUGCAAAAAUGUCUGGGUCUGGAAACUUGUGAUGCAACGAAGGGAAUAGGGAGCUCACUGUAAUGCGCUGCCAAGCAUGACAAGUUUUUUUCAUGGUUCUGAGUUGCGUAUUCCGCAUGAGAAACUGCGUCUUUGCAUGACAGGGAGUAGGAGCUCUUCGCGGCCACGCAAUAAAGAGUUCAGAGCCAUGCGAGGAUAGCAUGACAAAUCUCGGAAUCUUCCAGACCCAGACACUUUUGCAUUUGAUAGAAGUCAUCUGCCACGGAUACAACUCCGGUAUCCUGUGCAAAAGUAUCGUACUCGUACUAAUUGCAGACAUGCAUUACAAAUUUUUUUCUGAAGCUAAAUCCGCAUUACAAAUUUUAUUUCUCAUGCUGAGGAAAUUUGUAAUGCAAUUUAUACUAGUACGAUACUUUUGCACAGGAUAUCCGGAAAGCGGCUACGAGUCCCCGCGGGAGCUGCGGCCGAGCCCGCAACAAAUUGAGCAAGACCAGCGGCUGCUGCGGCGGGGGAGUUCGGGGCGGCUAGGUGGGAGUGGGAAUACAGGGGGAGCUUCUAGUGCCGUGCCGAAGAAGAAGAAGUACCUGCACAAUGUGCAAUUAAAUCAGCAAAUGGUGUUGACCCCCGGACAGCACAAUUUGGAUGAGCGGGAACACAGGAGUUUGUCACCCCCGCUGGAGCUUCCGGACGACGUCGUUAUUCGGCCAAUCGGUGGGGGGCGGAAGCCGAAGGGAAUGGUAACCAAUAACAACGUAUUAGUACAACGACCGCAGGGCAUUGGUGGACUGGCGUUGGCGGACCGUGGUGGCAUCUUCGACAUAGAAGAAGACGCAGAUAAUCUGGUGAUCAAGCCUAUCGGAUCGCAGAAGGAGAAAACCAGCGCGCUUUUGUCCUCCUCGGGUUCUUCCGCUAUUGGUACUGCUGUUCUUCCCACUAAAAUCACGGUCGGCUUAAAGAAAGGCGACGUGGAAGGUACCACUACGGGCGAAAAUAACGCUAUCAAUGUUUCAACAUCGGAUGAAAAAAAGCGACUUACAAGUAGUCCUGUAACGACUAUGCCCCAAAUUCCGCCGAUGCCCUCGUUGAGUACGCUCGGGCCGGGAUCUAUCAAAUGCAAAAAUGUCUGGGUCUGGAAGAAUACAAACUUGUGAUGCGCAUCUCAGAACACAGAAAAAUCUCUCAUGCAUAGGAAGCAAAAGUUGCCCACUUUCUCUCACCAAAAUGGGGGAGUUGUCAUGCGGAUUCGGCAUUGCGGAAGCCUCUCGAAACCUGUGAUGCUAAAGCUUCCAUGCCAGACCUUUUGUGUCAUGCAAAAACAGCAUGAGUCUUCCAGACCCAGACAUUUUUACAAUCCAUAGGAUCCUCGUCCGGCCUACAGGAGUCGCCUUCUACCAAGAAUAGUGCUGGGUCGUCGGCAGCAUCUUCGGCGCAGGAUAUUAAUUCGCAGGAAAAAAAGAGGGAGGUAAUUUUGAUACCUGAACUAUCCGGAGACGGCUCUACUUCCUACCCGAGCACCGCAGAUUCCGCCGCGCAGAAACAACAGAAGGCGAGCAAGAGUCCUCCGGGAACGACGAAUAACGCGGCCUCUCCGCCCGCGACGUCCUCUCCGCCCGCGACGGCCUCUCUGGACAAACCGAAUACGGACGACCCGGGACGAGCUUCUUCAGUUGUCCUGCCGUCCUCCCAGCAAGACAAGGACAACGCAGUUUUGAUGCCCAACGAUGACAAUAAAUCCGGCAAAGCAGCCGAACAAGUAGAGCCAGCGGAGGCCCAGAAUCUGAACAUCUUUAAAAAGUUGAAUGCACCCCGCGGUCGCACCUCUGCAGCGGGGCCUACCGCCUUACUAAACUGAAAAAUGUCUGCAGCUAAAAAAAUCAAAAUUUUUGUAUCCUACAUUUUCGGGCGCCUGCUUGUGUGUUUAUUUUUUUUCACAAUGAACAAAAAUCAAGGAAAUGGCUAGGCCAGGUAUUCCGGCAAGGCCUCGGCGGACGAAGCAGAGGAGACAACUCAGCCACCGGGGGACUCGGUACGUCGGUAUCGGUGGACGUCGUCCACCCGGGUCCGCAGUUGUAGUUCUUCAAGUUCUCACACUCCCUCCUGCUUCCUGACGAUUUACCGAGUGCGUGCCUUGUUUGAGAAUGGGUUGAAUUUGCUGAAGAAGAGGCUCGCCUUUGGUUUAAACCUCGCGGCCUCCGAGGAGGUCGAAGAGGGGAUGAGCUCAAGUUGCAGGCUUUUGCCUGCAAAUUGAGCCCGAUACAGGUCGGGGCCCUGCGAAAAGGGCGGCCGCAAAUUGUCGCCCCGGAGGUCCGCGGCUCGGGACGACUCCGAAGAGGUGUCCAAGGACACCUCAUCUGGAGGCCAAUUUCGGAGGUGCAGACAUUUUUGGCGGCGCAGACAAACACGAGCUAUCAGCCUCACUUUCCCCCCCCCUCGCCAAAAACGUCUGCACCUCCACUUGGGGACCUCAGUGGAGAGGUGCAGACGUUUUUGGCGGAGCCACGUUUUGCGUCACAAAUCUGAACCCUCACAGCACGGCAUUCUGCCGAUUCAGGAGCUCAGAUUUGUGAUGCGGUCCAGAAAGCUGACCCAGAACGGGUCACAAGAAAAGGCCAUUUGUAAUGCGAGACCUGCAUUACAAAUUGCCACUUUUGGCGGGAGGGGCUUCACGCCCAAGUACCUGGCUGAGGUUCGCGGCAUGCUGGACAGGAGCAUGACCAAAGGAACUACUUCCAGAACAAGAAGCCUGAGGACUAGGGCUUGGGCUGACUACUAGGGGGCCUUCAAGCUCGCGCGGGAGCUUCGACCAAACGACGCAGCGGGAAUGGAGCACAGCACCUCGGUCAAGUUCCCCAGCAUGGAGGCCACGGCGCUCACCAGCGCGCUGCAGUCCGGGCGAGAAGAGAAGGGCGCAAACUGCACUACCAAAAAUUUUGAUUUUUUUUGCUGCAGACAUUUUUCAGUUUAGUAACCUCGUGGUCGCACCUCUGCAGCGGGACCUACCGCCUUGAGUCCCUUCGCGAGGCUGCGAGAAAAUAACAAGAACUCGAGUGUAUCCUGAGCAAAAACGUCCCCACCCCAGAGUGAUAAUGGGGAUCUCGCAACACAAAUCCAGAAGUUUUGGCUGUAGCGCAUGACAAGUUGCCGUCCGUAGUGUAGGGCAGGUUAGCAAGGUCAUCCGCAUUACAAACCCGACUGCUCAUCCUGUUUACAGCAUCACAAAUUUCAAAACACAAUUGCAAAUGCCUUUCAUGGGGAUGCGCAUCACGUGUUUGCUUGUCCUUGCGAAUCUGCAUGACAACUAUGGUGUGGGGACGUUUUUACUACGGAUAGAGUGCUGCAGUUGGUGGCACAGGAGCAACAUCUGCCGGAAAAAAUACUUCCGACCCGUCAGCGUCUGUCACAAGUGAUAUUAAAGGACCCCAACGACCGCAGCCGCAGCAGUAUAAUGUUGUGCAACAACACAACUUCAACAUGGCAGGAGCGCCUGUUGCACCCCCCGGCGGGAUGUUGAUGGGCGGUCCGAAUGCGAUGCCGGUCGGAGGUCCAGCUAGUACAACAACGAUGGGGAACUACAGUACGAGCGGGGCAGCUACAGGUGCACUAAACAGUACUUCUAGUAGUAGCGGCUCCACGACCAUGGGGAGCAGUUCUCAUGCCGCACGGCCACCACUGCCUACUCCCAUCAUGGCAAAUCCUCAGUUGUACCACCACCACCACCAACCUGGGAAAGGGGGGCAACCUCCCGCAGGCAAGCCGAUGAUGCAGCAAGUUGGGUUUUCGAAGGAUGGCAGGCCGUUGUUCGCUCCUGUGCCGGUUCCGGUGUACAAUGGGACAACUCCCGCGGACAAGAUGAUUGGAAAAGGGAACAUAUCCUGAGUAAAAACGUCCCCGCCCCAGAGUUGUCAUGCAAUUCUGCAUGCCAAAUUCCAAAAAAGUUUCUCAUGCGGAGCCCCAUGAGAAGCAUUUUGUAUUCGUAGUUUGGAACUUCAACCUGUGAUGCUAGAAUCAGCAUGCCAUGCUAGAUCUGUGAUGCUUCUGAACUAGCUAAACAGGAUUACACCACGAGGGCAAACUUGUCAUGCCAGACAACCAAGGCUGACUGAUUUGGCUAGCAGCUUCCCCAUCUUGCCACUGGUUAGGGGACGUUUUUAAUCAGGAUAGAAAAAGAAACCCGCGCUGGUGCCGCAGCUUCCCCCGAUCGUCCCCUUUCUCGGGCCGGACCGAACUGGGCAGCCGAUGACGGCAAUCAUCGAAGAGAGCGAGUCCAGUAGGAGUAGAAAUACAGCAACGGCGACAAGCACGAUGGUGCCUACUAAUAGCAGAAGCCGCGGUAUCACCAGAAAAAAGUGUUACAGUUACACACUUGUUGGAGUUUCUGCAUCACAAAUUUUCUCUGUGCGGCACAGAAAACUUGUAAUGCGAAGAUCAUAAGGGAAAACAGGAAGGAAACGAGGCUCCCAAGCAUUUCCUGCAUGAGAAAGGUUGUCUGUGUUGCCGGUCUUGCAACACAGUGUGUAACUGUAACACUUUUUUCUUCCGAUACGCGGUGGGGACGAGAAUGAUCCAAAUAGUGGACCUAUCCUGAGGAAAAACGUCCCACCCCAGAGUUGUCAUGCAAAUCUGCAUGCCAAAAAAGUCUCUCACGCGGAGCCCCAUGAGAGCCACUUUCUAGUCGUGUUUUGGAAUUUGUGAUGCUAGAAUCAGCAUGACGUGCUAGAUCUGUGAUGCUUCGGAACUAGAUAAACAGGACUACACUUCUACAAGGACAAACUUGUCAUGCGAAACAACCUAAGCUGGUUGAUUUGUCUAGCAGAUUUCCCAUGUUGAGUCUGGUGUGGGGACAUUUUUACUCGGGAUAGGACUCUCAUCGGCAAACUCUUCUAUGGACUUCGCCAAAGUUGGGGCGAGCCCGUAUGGAAGAGAUGGUGACGACGAAGACGAUAGCAAGUGUAAAAAUGUCUGGGUCUGGAAGAAUGCAACUUGUGAUGCUGUAUUUAGAUUCCAAAAAAAUCUGUAUUGCAUGAGUAGCAAAUGGAAUGCAACUUUUGCUACGCUGAGAAGGCAUUUGUCAUGCGGAAUAGGCAUCAAGAAGCCCUCAAAAAAUCUGUAUUGCUAGGGUAUGCAUCACAGACAUCAUGCCUCAUGCAAAACGUGCAUGACAAGUGUCAGAAUCUUCCAGACCCGGACAUUUUUGCAUUUGAUAGACGAUCAGUCCCUCAGCCUCAACGGGCAUCAGGACCCCAUGGACGCGUAUGAGGAACAGAUGGAGGUAUCCUGUGCAAAAGUAUCGUACUCGUACUAAUUGCAGUUAUGCAUUACAAAUCUUUUUCGCAAGGCAAAUCUGCAUUACAAAUUCAAUUUGUAAAAACGCUGAGUAAAUUUGUAUUGCAAUUUCUACUAGUACGAUGCUUUUGCAAUGCAUAGGAGGCGUUCAAUGCGUAUUACCAAGCAUUGGAAGAUUUCGGUCGCGAGGAAAAUCUCGAGAACCCAAGUGGAUUUUUAUCCUCCGAAACUGAAGAAGAAUACGAGGAGGCGGAUGAAGAUUUUUCAAGGGAAGCAGAGCAAGGACGGCCCGGCGCCCCACCGGGUUCCUCGUGAGUUGCUUUUUUACGAAUGCCGUUUUUCUUGUACGUGUUCGUGUGCCUAUUUCAAUUUUCUUAUUUUUUAGUACGGAAGAUGAUGUUUUUCUGACUACUUCAUUCAACAACUUUAUUUUUCCUUUUUUGAUUUUUUUAUUCACACAUUUGAGUGCAUAGGUGCACGAUGGCACAAUUUUUUUCAUUUUUACCACGAGGUAGCAACAAUAUCUACAUCUCAGUCUUCAAUCGAGUAAGCAUUUUUUUUUUCUAUGAAACAAGAUCAGCGGCGUGAUAUGAAUUUCCGUGUAAUAGCAUUUUAGGAGCAAUCGAAUCAAAUGCACAGAAUCGUUUCCAAGUCCAACAAGCACUGCCAGUUCUUAUC
Messenger RNA from Amoebophrya sp. A120, 30122 nucleotides. The record is from the annotation of a GenBank genome assembly. Lineage: Eukaryota; Dinophyceae; Syndiniales; Amoebophryaceae.